GACCGGAACUUGGAAGUUUAAAAAAUUUGAAGUUGGUACAUAUAUAGUAGACGUUGUGUAGAGAGAGAGAGAGGAAAAUCCAAAUCCAAUGCGAUGAUGGGAAGCGAGUCAAAUCCUACAUGGGUUGGAAGGAAACCAAUGAGAAGACUUGGUGGAAUGUCUGAUGCUCUUUCUAUUGCUUCUGAACUCGGUUUCUCUCUUCCGACUCCUCCCAAUUCCCAGGAGGAGAUCCAAAACUUAUCCUCCACCACUGGUGAAAAUGGUGAUGAUUUGAUAAGGGUCUUGAAAGAACUCACUGCUGUUCAAAGGAAAAUUGCUGAUUUACAAGUCGAACUUCAAGGUCGAAAGGAGGACAAAAAUGUUGCUCAUCUGACACAUGUCAGUGAAAUGGAAAAGAAGAUUGAAACAUUGCAAAGGAUUACUACUAUUUUGAAGGACGUUAUUCAGAAUAAGGACCGCAUAAUAGCUCGCCUUCAACAACCAUAUUCGUUGGAUUGCAUUCCUGUUGAAGCUGAAUAUCAGAAACAAUUUUCAGAAUUGCUGAUGAGGGCUGCUAGUGAUUAUGGUGCUUUAACGGCCUCUGUAACAGAUUUUCAAUGGAGUCAGAAUUUUAAAGAACCGCCAACAGUUUGGGGGGAAAUGCUUCGUCCAAUUCCUGUUGCUUUAGCUUCUAGCACUCGAUUCUUUGAAGCCAUGUCUGCGAUGAGAGAGUCAAUUGCAACACUGCAUGCUUUGAGAGUUGGUCAUUCUUCUUCCUUGUCUACAAAACCAAGCAACGAGCCUUCACAAAGAACACUUGGAGAUACUGAUUGUGUGACUCCUCCCCCAUGGAGAUCAGAGUCAAGCUUUGAUGAUUUAGCCGUUGGAAGCCUGAGAAGGCAAGAAAGUGAGCCACAAGAAGGUAGUGAAAUCGCAAAAGGUGAUGGUAUGGGCCACAGGAGAUUGUCAUGGCCUCCUUCAGUUAAGAACAUCUCGUAAUGGUAUCACUACUUGGGCUGCUGUGUAUUUGUUAUCCCCCGUUCCCAUGGAUUUAUCAUUUUGAUCAUCCUUGUAUUAGUUUAGGUGAUUGUAUUUUCGGUGUCUCAUGGGUGUUUUUUUCUUCUUAUUCUUUUUCACCAGUUCCAUGAAUGCGGGGCGUGAUAUUUGUUUGGUUUUACUCUUGUAAUUUUACUCUUGAACUGAAGCCAUUUCAAACAGUGUUCAAAAUGAAAAGAUGUUUUUUCAUAGAAA
Messenger RNA from Nicotiana attenuata, 1230 nucleotides. RefSeq names its product AUGMIN subunit 2-like. The record is from RefSeq and is a predicted model, not a curated record. Lineage: Eukaryota; Viridiplantae; Streptophyta; Magnoliopsida; Solanales; Solanaceae. Gene Ontology annotation, biological process: spindle assembly; microtubule organizing center organization; microtubule nucleation. The coding region runs from base 94 to 978 and encodes 294 amino acids. Gene Ontology annotation, cellular component: mitotic spindle microtubule. The transcript has 6 exons.